Messenger RNA from Armigeres subalbatus, 2867 nucleotides. RefSeq names its product lipase maturation factor 2-like. The transcript is spliced from 3 exons. Gene Ontology annotation, biological process: protein maturation. The record is from RefSeq and is a predicted model, not a curated record. Gene Ontology annotation, cellular component: endoplasmic reticulum membrane. NCBI's taxonomy places the organism in Eukaryota, Metazoa, Arthropoda, Insecta, Diptera, Culicidae. Bases 615 to 2567 code for a protein of 650 amino acids.
CCUGUGAAAACAGACCGGAUUCUAGAUUUGCGUUUACUAUAUUGACAAAUUCCAACAUUCGACGCCGCUUGCAAGUAGACUUAUGUUCACAGCUUGGAUAGAUUACCUACAAGUGAGCAGAUUUGUAGAUUGCAAAUACUAUAUCCAAUUACAACGGAACAACAGGUAUCCCGCCUAUUGCACCGGAACCAGUGGGUAGAUCUGGUAAAUCAAGGGCGCUAUUGAUCUCAUAUGGCUCAUUCUUCGUUUUGUGGAGAUUCGGUUUGGACGUGCUUAGCAUUUUGUGUCCUGAAACAAUUCUAUUGAGCUAAAAAAAAAUUGGACUAACAGCAGUGUUGUACGCCGGUUAAAAAGUGAGAAAAUAGCCUGCUGUGAUUUACAAACUCUCUCACCAAACGGCUGAGCAGGAAUUCGUGGCCAGAGAAAGCAUCUCGUUGUAGGUAUUUUGUUUUCAUUUUGCAUUCUAUGCUAACGAAACACAACGAAAUACAAAUUUCGUAUAAAUAUUUACCUGUCCAGUUGAAUUGAAGCCAUUUGAACUGACCCAAUUCGGUGAAGAUAAGGGCAACUAGUAGUGCAUCGGAGUGCGUGAGGGAGCUUUUAAAAACCAAACAAUGAAGCCCCUAUCAGGUGCAAGUGAUACAGAGCGAAGAAAUGAUGAAGGUCAUGAUUCGAAGCCGGCUGAAGUGCAAUACCCACCGCUGGUGCGGAAUCUUAUACUGCGAGCAAUGUGCGGCGUCUAUCUGGUGGCAUUUCUAAGCUUCUACGCCCAAGCCGAAGGUCUGUACAGCAACUCAGGCAUUCUGCCGGCCAACCGCGUCCUCGCCAAUGGCACCCUCCAGGAACGAUUCAACCUGCUCCGUCUCGUCCCACUUUUGGGACUAGACAGUCAAUCCGGAAUAGACCUCUUCUGUUUGGCUGGUUGUGUAGUCGCUUUUCUUGGCUUAGUCUUCAGCGACUUUUGCCGCUUGCAAAGCUUCAUCGCCAUGUGGUCUCUGUACUUCUCCCUGGUUCAGAUCUCGCAAUGCUUCAGACAGCAGUCGGAUGAGCUGCUUUUGGAAGUUGGCUUCCUUUGCAUUCUCUUGGCGCCAUCGAAACUGAGUGAUCCACGGAGCUCAAUUGAAGACCUCGCCCUGCUGUUGAUGAAGUGGCUGCUGUUUAGGUUCGUGUUUGCUUCCGGAUCGGUGAAGCUGGCAAGUGGAUGCCCUCUCUGGUGGGACUUGACCGGUCUGAAGCGGCAUUACGAAACGAUGCCAUUACCAACUUCUUACAGUUGGUACACGUAUCAGCAACCUGAUGGGCUCCACAGACUGAGUACGAUCUAUGUUUAUUUGAGUGAGCUGGUGUGCUCUUGGCUUUUCUUUGCGCCGAAUCAGAAAGUUCGGAUGUUCGCGCUCUGGUGGCAACUGUUUCUACAUUUGAACAUCAUUGGAAGCGGAAAUUAUGGAUUCUUGAGUUUGAUCGUAAUGACACUAUUGCUGACACUAGUUGAUGAUCGUGAACUAGCUAGAACGCCAGUUAAAAAGGAGGCACGAAAGGAGGAUAGAACCGGAGCUUUAACGGUGAAAUUGAUCUCAAUUCUGAUGGUUGUUGGAACGUGGAUUGUGUUUGGAGUUGGUUACAAAAAUGGAGAACUCGCUUUCAAGUUGCUUUUCAACCGAUCACAGUAUUUGAACAUGAUGCAGAUGAUGCUGCGAAUGGCACCACUGUUGGUGUUGAGCUUGAUGGUGCAAAAGUUUCUGAAGAUUGUGAAUAAACAGGCAGGUGUUACUACAGUUGCCGAAGGAAUCCGCAAGAUGACAGAGAACUGGCAGCUCUUCCUACCGACACUGGCAGCGUUCAUUGUUUUACUCACAUCAAUCGUUCCUCACUUCCAGCUGACACAAUCCACUGCAAUCAGUUCAUCGAUCUUCACAAAACCUUACCAGGGCCUACAUAAUUUGCUAGUAGUUAACCAGUAUGGACAACAUCUAAUUAAAAUGCGACCGAAACGACUCGAAAUAAUUUUGGAGUACUCCGACGAUCUCACGGGUCCUUGGCACGAGUACGGCUUCGAAUACAAACCAUGGAAUCACGAAGGUUCCAUGCCGUAUGCCUGGGUCUAUUUCCCUCGUUUCGAUUUUAAAUUCUACGAUGCCUCAAAUUCCAAACCGAACACAAAUAAAUGGCUUUACCCAUUAGUGCAACGACUUCUUCAAAAUGAACCAGCGGUUCUCAAACUGUUCGACGAAGAUCACGUUCCUGCCAAGCCACCGAAGUUUAUCCGAGCUUCUCUUUAUCACUUUAGUUUUACAUCAUGGUUCGAAGGCAACAGUACAACCUUCUGGACCCGGGAACGAGUCAGUGAUUACUUCCCAGCGUACACCCUCAACGACGGGUUUCUAGAAACAAAACUCAAAGACAUCGGCAUACCUACGACGGCCACUCCGCCGGAAGCCAUAAAUCUUCCACUGAAAUGGCUGUUGGACGCCGUGAGAAACUUCCUCGCAAUUUUCGAAGGUUCGCUGCUCGUGCUGGGAGUGCUGGCAGCUGCCGUCGUAAUGAUAAUCACACAAAAGCAAACCUAAAGACAAAGAAGCACUAAAACCUGCGGUCAAUUUGGCGGUUUCGCUCCAUCUUGUCCCUCGCACUCUCAUGUUUGCACAAAUCACAUUCAGCACCAUCCCGACUGCACGCUGACAAGGGGACACUUGGAGUUGAAACUUGCCGUACCAAAAUUCUCGUUAGCAAUAUUCUAGUUGGUAGUAUGUAAGGUCCAAUUACCGGAUGCUAUGUAUCUAAAUAUUCCAUGCAAUAGAAUCAUUUUGAUGAAUAAAAUGUCAAUUAGAGAGAGAGUCAAAAAAAGUAAAGGCUGCGUGGAACAGAAA